CCAAGCCUUAAACGUGUCAGGUGUAAUGUCAAUAAAUAAAAAAAAAAUAUUCAUUGUCAUUGCCAUCCAGUCUUUUAUUGCUGGACUUAGUUGCGUGACCCAGAAGGUCUGACGUGUGAUCGGUAUCUGCAGGACAUCUUUACUGUGGUCAGGCAAUGUAACAUAUUCGUAACACAGUAUUACGGCACAUACGUGGCUUUUAGUCUUUGGUGUUCGUACGGUCUAGUGUCUACAAAUAUAAAAUACAAUAUACACAUUCAUAUUGAUACACAUACAUUGGGUCUUGUUAGUAGUUUGUAGCCUACAUACCUUAGUUGUUGUAACAGAAUAAAAUCGUGGUAUCGGCAGGGCACUGGAUAUUAUAGUUAACUCUUCCUCCAUGUCACAUAAGACCUUCAUGUGUGGAAGUGUCACCCAGGUUUUGAGCUGAGCUGGACGGUGACAUGCCCAUGAAAAUAUGACAGUAUUGAUUCAACUUCCGUCCUGGCGACUGUUGUCAUCGUGAGGAUUUCAUUUGUUGAUCUUUACUUUAUAGUUAUUAAUUAAUGAUGGUGAUAAUGAUGAUCAUUAAUUAAUAGUUUUAGUUAAAGUUUGAUGUGGUGAAAAAUCGACAAGAUGUGACCUGUAAUUUUAAUUUAAUUGAGUUUGGAUAUUUCUAAGUGAAGGAAUGACUUAUUGCUCAAAAUGAUGGGGCUUGAAUUGAUGCUCGCUGGAAUUUACGCGCUUACUAGCAAUAAUUCGCUCAAUUAUACUCUUGAUCAUCGGUAUAGAUGGGAAGUUAGUUUAGAUGAUGUUGUCUCAUGGAACCACAACAAAACUAAAGAGGCUGAGCACUACUAUGAUGCAUUGCCAGAAGAAUUAUUGGUGACAACUUGGGAUGAAGGACCAUAUUCUUCAUACAAUAACAUAAAUGGAAAAAUCAUCGGUGGAGGUUAUGCUUUCCAAAUCUUUGACAUAAUAGCAAAGAAAUUAAAUUUUAAGUACCGAAUCAUUCCACCUGAAGAUCUAACAAUCGGCAACAAUGAAACGGGUAUGAUCAGCAUGCUGAACCAAUCGAAAGUUGACAUGGCGGUCGCGUUUAUACCAAUAAUCCCUGAGUACAUGAAUUUCGUUGAAUUUAGCCCGAUAUUAGAUUCCUUGGAAGUGUCAGUACUAAUGGAACGACCAUUACAGUCUGCCAUCGGGUCUGGACUUCUUGCUCCAUUCAGCAAGACCGUUUGGAUCUGUAUAUUUGUGUCGUUAGCCCUAGUGGGUCCAAUUAUUUACUUCGUAACUUCGUUCCGUACUUGGUUAUGGGACCGUACUAACCAAGAUAUGUAUUCAUUUAUCGAUUGUGUCUGGUUCGCUUACGGUGCUAUACUAAAACAAGGAUCAGCAAUCACUCCUGAAGCUGAUUCAAAUAGACUAUUGUUUGCAUCCUGGUGGAUUUUUAUAACAAUUAUAACUGCUUUUUAUACUGCUAAUUUGACUGCAUUUUUGACAUUGUCUGAAUUUACGCUGGAGUUUACUUCAGUUAAAGAUAUUUAUAACUUACGCAAAUCUUGGACAGCUCAACGUCAUUAUAUUAUUGAUAUUACAGUAAAUAGAAAUGAUCCAGGAGAACUUGAACCUCUCAAAAAAUCACUUAACAAAACCCGUGGUAUGUUUUACAACAUUACCAAAGAGGACAAUAAAGCUAGAAAAGUAGCCGGUUUUGUUACAAACGAUCGUUUGUUCAUCGAUGAAGUUCAAUUCGUCGAGGAUUUCAUCUACCGUGAUUAUCUGAAUCGUACGCGUUUGAACAUGAUAGAAAAGGAGAAAUGUUACUACAUUAAAAUGCCGAACUCUGUAUAUGAACAAAAUCGUGGAUUUGCUUAUCCAUUGAAUUCGCGGAUUAAAAAAAUAAUUGACCGACAAUUGUUGCACUUAGUAGAAACGGGGAUAAUCAAGCACAUAGAAUCGGUAAAUAGACCGAUGGUUACAUAUUGCCCACUCGAUUUAGGUUCGACGGAACGUAGAUUGGAGAACAGAGACUUUAAAUUGACGUACGAAGUUGUUGCAACUGGUUUUUUGUUGGCAUUGAUAUGCUUUAUUGUUGAAGUAAGUCAACAUUACUUCAAGUGUCGGGUGUGCUUGUGUUGCGCUGACUCAUGUACCUGUUGCAAAACGCGUAUGAAGAUGCAAGUAAGUCCAGCGAAGCGCCCGCAAUUACCAUUACCUCCAUUGCCGAUAACAAAAGAACCAAUUAAAACCGAAUUUUCGGCGUUUUCUCAGCCUCAAAUUCCAAUUUACGAUUCUAUUGACAAUGUUAUAAGUUCUAAAACUCGUUUUAUUAAUGGACGUGAUUAUUUUGUUAUUAAAGGAGUUACGGGGGAAAAACGAUUAGUACCAGUUCGUACACCAUCAGCGUUAUUAUUUCAAUACACUAAU
Cotesia congregata is the source of this 2409-nucleotide messenger RNA. Lineage: Eukaryota; Metazoa; Arthropoda; Insecta; Hymenoptera; Braconidae. The record is from the annotation of a GenBank genome assembly.